Molecule: messenger RNA, 1074 nt
Organism: Symbiodinium sp. CCMP2456
Lineage: Eukaryota; Dinophyceae; Suessiales; Symbiodiniaceae
Source: the annotation of a GenBank genome assembly
GAGGGUCGCUGGACGGCCACCCGCGUAGUGGACGAGUCGGCUCGCCUGGCGGGUCUCUGGCGUGUGUCCGUGGGUCUCCAGGACGGCGCGCAGGCGUAUGCUUACACCAUGUGGCUGACGGUCCAUUUCGCGGUCGAGUCGCGGUCGGGUGCCGUUCACGGCGCCCUGCUGGAAGGCCCCGAUCUGGAGAAUGGAAGCACCGACGGGGGCCCGAAGGUUAGCAAGGCCCUCGUCGAAGGCUCCCUGAAGAGCCGCUCUCUUCGGCUCCAGGUCAACGGCUGGAAGGGCCGCGCUAUGCUGGAGGGUCAGCUGGAUCGCCGCGGCGGCGCAGUGGCCACGAUCACAGGCUUUUGGUGGUCCCUCGAUGCCAACGAGAUUUCAGGGACCUGGUCUGCGACCCGAGUCGAUGCUACAGUCCUCGAGAAGCUCAUCGAGCCGAAAUUGACGGGCGAAGCGCCCUUGGUUACGAAGUGUGCCUCCGGCUGCCGCAUCACGGCACAGGGCCUCAAGAACAAGGGCAAGCCCAUGUGCUCUAGCAAGCACGUCUUAAGCAGCAAGAAGAGCACGGACGACUACGAGGACGAGAUGGAGUGUGAGCGCUGUGGCCGCGAAGUGAGUGGCUCUCACUGGUACUGCGGGCGUUGUGAGGUCGUCGUCUGCGCUCGCUGCGAGAAGCAGAGCGUUGCGAAGAACGACAUGGACGAGGAUGAGCGGAAACAGAUGGAGGUUGCGGCGCUGGACCGUUUCAAGCUCUCCGGAAAGGUCUACUUCGAAGUCACCGUGGAGAAGUCGGGCGAUGGUGGGCUGCUAGGCCUUGCGCUGCAGAACGUGGAUGAUGACUACGCCCCGGGCGAGGAUCUGGGGACCUGGGCCUAUCUCCAUAACGGCGCUUGCCGCCACGGCGGGCAGGACGAGGGGAAGAGUACCGCAUGGAAGGAUGGCAUCGUCCUUUGUGUCGCUGUGGACUGCGAUGCCGGCUCUGUGCAGGUGGCAACGGUGGACAAGCCUGCCUUCGAGACGCUGCUGCAGCUGGCGGCCGAGGAGUUGCCCUCCGAAGUGGGUUUGCCACUGGUG